AUGGAGCACGUGACGCUCUGCGCCGACUUCGCCGCUCGCCGCGAGUAUCGCCUGCUCGCGGUGGAUGCCGCGUGGGUGCAGCGCCAGAGGGAGAGGAUCGCCGGUGGGUGUGAGGAACAUCAACCACAACAACAAGAGGGGAAGGGAGAAGCGAAGAAAAGAGGAGAGGAAGCCACGCUGCUCAUCAUGAAGGGGCGUGAACAGCUGCUGCUCUGCGAUGAGGAGCAUACAUUUCGCGUGCGUCGCGUGGAGUACUCAAAUACACUCCUGCUCGCGGAGGAGAGGGCGAUGUGCGACCAUGAAGACACGUCGGUGGCUACCGCCUCGGAAUCAGCUGCUGGCACAGCGUGCGACGGAAAGGUGAAGCAGAAACAUGUGGUGAUCUGUGCGGCGGAGCGAUUGUUUGAGGCAAAGCGUGCCACCCCGCAACAGGACGCAGUGCGGCUGCUGCUACAACGACCCAUGACUAUUGAUGAACUGGAGGCUGACGACGAAGAGGACGAUGACAAACGGUUAUGCAAAGAUGCUGGUGCUGAGGCGGAGUCAUCCGCUCUAGGCGGCAAUGACCAGCGCGACUACACAUUCCCGCAGCUCGUGGCUCUGUGCCGCUGCAGUGCGCACGAGUUGGCGACCACGCUAGCGGAAGCGGGUGCUGUCGUGCACCGCGGGCAUGUCCGCUUGCUGCACCCGUCGCUACUGCGCGAGGCGCUGCAGGCUGUGUUGUUCUUCUUCGAAGGUGGUGGCGACACGACGUGGGAGGCGGCGGAGGCCCAUUUGUGCCCCUCUGUUUACCCGCCAGUCGUGGUGCAUGCUGUGCGUGCGGCGUACGGUAAGACGGAGCGGGCACCUGACGAGACGGCGGCGGCGGCGCUCCUGCAGACACGGAAGGUAGUGCAGGCGUUGGCCGCCGUCGUCGUGCUCGCCGGUGCCGACGAGGCAGACAAUGACGCGAUGGGCGCGGCGGCCAUGCUUCCUUCGCUCGAGCUCGAGCGUUUCUACGAUGCGUGGGCCGACCACAUUCCGGCGUCUUUUUUCGCGUGUGGCGCUCUGCCGCCGAGGUCAGAGAAGGCGGCACUGCUGUCUUUGCUUAACGGCGCUGUUAUCAUCCGGAGGACGCGCGGCGACAGCGACGCAGGCGCGGUGGUUGUGUGGGCACCACACGAGGCCCUCCCCGCCGAGCUGCCGCAGCGGGUGGAACGGCUGUUUGAGCUCAACCCGGGCCGCUGGGAUGCGGACGCGCUGCGGGCGUACGUGCAACCGCUGCUCGACCCCGGCGUGGCCUUCGACCACGUUGUGCACCGCCACGCAAAGGAGUUCCGCACACCAAACCAGCCUGUCACUUAUGGUAGGCUCGUGUAG
Molecule: messenger RNA, 1359 nt
Organism: Trypanosoma grayi
Lineage: Eukaryota; Euglenozoa; Kinetoplastea; Trypanosomatida; Trypanosomatidae
Product: sister chromatid cohesion protein DCC1
Exons: 1
Coding region: 1-1359 (452 amino acids)
Biological process (GO): mitotic sister chromatid cohesion; maintenance of mitotic sister chromatid cohesion
Cellular component (GO): Ctf18 RFC-like complex; chromatin; nucleus
Source: RefSeq, a predicted model, not a curated record